This is a messenger RNA of Bacidia gigantensis, 858 nucleotides long. RefSeq lists its product as uncharacterized. Gene Ontology annotation, molecular function: oxidoreductase activity. Lineage: Eukaryota; Fungi; Ascomycota; Lecanoromycetes; Lecanorales; Ramalinaceae. The coding region runs from base 1 to 858 and encodes 285 amino acids. The record is from RefSeq and is a predicted model, not a curated record. The transcript has a single exon.
AUGAACAUCAAUACGAUGCUCAAAAUGCCAUCGGGGCAUUCCAUACCGGCUCUAGGCUACGGCGUCUACCAGACACCUGCUGGUGAGGCAGAGGACGUGGUUCUCCACGCUUUCAAGUCUGGCUACCGCCAUGUUGAUUCGGCGCGAGUAUACCGCAAUGAGCAGCCAUGCGCCGACGCGAUCCGCAAGUCUGGUAUCCCGCGUGGCGAGAUAUUCUUAACCUCCAAAGUACCUCCGAGAUCAAUGGGCUAUGAUGCCACCAAAGCUGCCAUUCAGUCCAGCUUCUCACAGACCGGUCUAGAUUACAUUGACCUAUACCUCGUCCAUGCACCCUAUGGCGGCCCUCAAAAUCGAAGGGGAACGUGGCGAGCCCUUGUUGAGGCACAGCAGGCGGGAAAGAUCAGAUCGAUAGGUGUGAGUAACUACGGCGUGCAUCAUUUGAAUGAGCUGGAGGGCUACAUCAAAGAACUCGAGACACAGAAUGGUGCGGGAAAAGGCGGCGAAAUCAGCGUCGGACAGUGGGAGCUGCACCCUUGGCUGGCAAGACCCGAUAUUGUCGUUUGGUGCAAAGAGAGAGGCAUCGUUAUUGAAGCAUAUUGCCCUAUUGUUAGAGGUCAGCGGUUUGGUGAACCUUCGUUGCAGAAAUUGGUCAAGGCUCAUGGGAAGACACCUGCCCAAGUACUACUCAGGUGGAGUCUUCAAAAAGGGUUUGUUCCAUUGCCAAAGUCAGUCACGCAUUCUCGGAUCGUCGAGAAUGCAGACGUCUAUGACUUUGAGUUAUCGCAAAGUGAUAUGCAAGCCCUGGAAACCACGGAAUACUCUCCUGUGUCGUGGGACCCAACGGUUGAUCGGGACUGA